AUGGGUUCAGCUGUAUGUAGCGUUCUCGCUCUCGUACGUUUUGCAGUCAUCCUGCUCUUUGCUGUGCAUACAGUCAGUGGUGCACUCACCAUCGAAACACGAUCAUCUUCCACGUUUUCCCAUGCCGUCCGCCGUCGACGUUUGCUUGCUGCGCGACAGGACUUGGUCGUCCGCCCAGCUCGCGAGGAGAUCGAGCGCGCUUUGGAACUUGUCCGCCGUUCUGAACACUGGACGCUUGCGCUGCAAAAGCGAGCAACCUCGACUUCAGGCUUGUCCGGCGACAGCCAAUGGACCGUCCAUGAUGACGACCAGAGCAUCUGCUUCUGUGUCAGCCGUACCGCUGGAGCUCGUGUCAGCAUGAACUCGAGCUCUGGUGCUUCUUGGAGCUUGUUCUCGUCAGGUGGGUCGUUGGGCGCUAACUCUGGCUCUGGCGCCGGUGACUCGUCGGUGCGGCCGAUGCGGAGCAGCUACAAGCCCACGUAUGUCUACAACACGUCGUACGACAACUCGCAUCCGUCGUCCGUGACCAACAACAACACGACGCAGCUGAACCAGGUGGUGCACGAUUCGCACGACACCGUUCAGGUGCACAUGAACAACACGCAGAACGAGGUGCAUCAGACCAACGUAGCGGUUCAGCAGACCAACACGCAGACCGAGGUGCAACAGACGAACAAUGUGCAGAACAACGACAAUUCACAUGUCGACAAGAGCGUACAUGUGAUCGACAACUCCAAGACCAACAGCAACAAUGUCCAGGAUAACAGCGAUACGCACAACAACGUGGAUAAUUCGCAUACCACCAAUACGAGCUCCAGCUCCAGCUCCGCUAGUCAGACAACGUAUGAUAACACCAACUCGGGAGUCCAGGCCAUUGCUCCGAAAUCGUGA
This is a messenger RNA of Mycosarcoma maydis (corn smut), 891 nucleotides long. RefSeq lists its product as uncharacterized. Lineage: Eukaryota; Fungi; Basidiomycota; Ustilaginomycetes; Ustilaginales. Bases 1 to 891 code for a protein of 296 amino acids. The record is from RefSeq and is a predicted model, not a curated record. The transcript has a single exon.